AUGGAUCUCCUGAGAGAAGGUAUUGACACUCUCACUCUACCCUCCGGGCGCAUUUUAGCAUGGAAGGUAUAUGGUGGUUCUCUGAAUGAAGAAAGCACCGCUCUUCCCGAUGUUGUCUUCUAUUUCCACGGAUUUCCUGGAUGUUCCUCUGAAGCGUCUCUCAUACCAACAGAGCUCCUUCAGGAAAGCAACCUACGCUGCAUCGCGCCUGACCGACCUGGUAUGAACAUGUCAACCGACUAUGAUGAGCGCCGGAUCUUAGAUUGGCCUGGAGAUGUUCUCGCCAUCGCAGAUCACUUGCACAUAUCUCGGUUUUUUGUCCUUGGCGUCUCGGGAGGAGGGCCGUAUGCCCUUGCCUGCGCCCAUUCCAUAUCCCGAGAUCGUCUUCAAGGCGUUGCAGUUGUUAGCGGGAUGUACCCCACUACCUUUAAUAUGGAAGGCAUGCUUCCCGAGUUGAAGGUUCUCCUCACAGCGGGCGCCUGGAUGCCAAGAUUCGCGACCGGGGCAAUGCUAGACCUGUCAAUGGGUCGCGCUGCGAGAAAUAAGGAUCCACGGGUAUUGGAAGCGGCAGUCGACAAAGCGAUGGCGGGGAGACCAGAGGCAGAACGCAUGGUGUGGAAGGACGAACGGGUGAGGUUCGCAGCUAUUCAGUCAGUCCGGGGGGCUUUCCAACAGGGUGGAAGACCCUCAGCCACAGAGUUAAUGAUCUUAUGUGAUUGGGGGUUCCAAGUUCAGGACAUAUCGGGAGAGGGCAUCCGACUGUGGCAUGGCAAGCUUGACAGAAAUGUGCCGUUUUGCAUGGCGGAACAAGCCGCCCGGCUAAUGUCCGAAGCUCAGACCCAUUUCUUUGAGGAUGACGGGCAUCUUAGCUUGUCGGCAAAUCACAUCUCUGAGAUCAUAGCCGACCUUAUUACUCCGUCGGUGAGACAAUAA
Molecule: messenger RNA, 933 nt
Organism: Penicillium verhagenii
Lineage: Eukaryota; Fungi; Ascomycota; Eurotiomycetes; Eurotiales; Aspergillaceae
Product: alpha/beta hydrolase
Exons: 1
Coding region: 1-933 (310 amino acids)
Source: RefSeq, a predicted model, not a curated record